GUUCAGAGAUACACCUGGUGAUCCGAAUUCAGAAGUGCGAGGGCCUGGCCAUUGCAGACGAAGACAAAGGUGUGUCGAGCCCCUUUCUUCGGGUAAGCUGGGACAACAUGAUGCAGACCUCGGCCAUUUUAAAGGACACGCUCCGGCCUGUAUUCAAUCAUACCUUUUACUUUCCUGUGCGCUUCUUCAACGACAAGGUCACAGCCCGCAAGUAUUGGGAGACAGCCUUCCUCUAUGAAAUGAAAUCCAAGGGUGACAUUCAAAUUCAGCUGUGGCACUAUGACGAAGCUUCGUCCACAUCUCUCGGCUUCACCACAGCUUCUUUGAUCUCAGUCUUGAGGAGUAAUACUGUGGUCAAUUGUACGCUUCGUGGACGCGCUGAGAGCGCCAAACAGAGUGAAGAAGAGGAGCUGGACGUGCAGCCCAAAGAGUCGUCCUGGUACGAUGUGGAGAGGCCGGUGGUGUGGUACGACGGAUUCCGGACGCCAUUGGUGGGGUGCCAGAUCGCCAACCCGCAGCAGGCGCUCGUGCACUACGAGGCCUACUUCUACCCUGCCUGGCCUGUGGACUUCAAGCACAUGAACGAGCACAUGGACGACCAUGCAGGGGAGCUGGACUGGCAGGCUAAGGACGCGGAGUUUCUGAAGCGGAACGAGGCCUUCGCGGAGUACUUUGCGGGUCCCUUCCCGGACUCCAUCGGUGCCAAGAGGUGCAAAGCCAUUGGGCCCGGGCCCAGCGAGGUGCGGAGCUUCCCGUGCACGGGCGCGCACCCGAUGAACCUGGAGACCCUCCCGUUGAUGGCGUUUUUGUCCGAGGUCAUUGUGAGCCAGGACUACAUCAAGCCAGCGAAGCUGCUCCACUGGAUGAAUUGCAUCACCUUCAGAAUGUCGGUGAAACAAGAGCGCACCGGCAGGAUCACUCAAGACAUGUGGAAAGAUCCACAGUUUUUGCUGUUCAGCCGGCAGGGAACUCCACAAGAUCACGCCAUACUGCUGUGCUCGGUUUUGUUGGGGAUGAGCCGAGAUGCCUAUGUGGUGAAGGGAACCAUUCGAGUGAACGAUGGCAAGCCUCGCCUGGUGGAGCAUGUUUGGGUGAUGACGAGGGAGGAUGGUGGUUGGGUGACCUUUUGGGAGCCUUCCACCUGCGAGUUCUAUCACUUGCCCAAUCGCUGGAUCAAGCAGAAGAAGCUGGAUCAAAAAGAGGCAGUUGUGGAGGUCCAGCAGAAAGAGGAGGAUGAGGAAGAUGACAACUUGCAACCGCUAGAACGAGUGAGUUACGAGGUCCAAGAUAUCCGCGUCGACGUGGAAGGUGACGUGGCCACGGACGUGCGAGGCCCUCGACCCAAGCAGCGCGCCAAGGCAAAGGCGGCGGGCCGCGACAUGGUGCGGCAGCAGAUGUUGGAAACGCAAGCUCUGCUGCCCGUCGCGCCCAAGCAGCAGCUGCUGGCAGACAGGACCUUGGUGGAUUGGCUGCCUUACGACUCGGUCGACGUGGCCUUCAACACGCGCCAGCUCUGGGCCAAUCGCCAGAAUCAUCACCCAGCAUGUAUCACCUACAACUUUGAGGAUUCCUUUCCGGUGACCGAAGAAGAAGGCGAGGGUGCCUGGAUGACGUUGAUGUCUGACGAGGAGCGCUCCAAGCACGAGAUCAACUACGUCACCCAAAACAUCCUCAUGGAGGCACCAAUGAAGCCUCCCCAAGUUCGGAAGAUGUGCGACCAGCUGGUGGCCCUCAAUGAGGAGACUCUCCGCCUUCUCCGCGGGAGGAAUGGCAAGGAGACGAACUUUGAUCUUCGGCCCCAAUUGCUGCAACAGCUGGACAGCUUCCUGGAGAUUCACGAGGAGGUUGCAGGGUUAGACCUGGACUUUUGCCCGAUUUUCGAGAAGGACCGCGCCGAAUGGAGCCUUGAAGAAAGCCAGCUGGCGGACAUUCUGGCUCCCCGCUUUCAGGAGCGGUGCAACAGGCUGGGAACGGCCUUCAAGCAGGCGGACGAGCGCGGCAAGUACAGAUACUACUCAGCAAUCCAGGCUCAGGAGGAGAAGGGCUGGCAUCACGUUCUGGUAAGGAUCAAGAGCUUCCACGCAGGCAAGUCCGUGUUCCCCACCAUGAAGGGCAAGGAGUUUUCGGGCUUUCCGCUGCACUUCAGUAGCGCGGACAAGGACUUGAUCCGCGACUAUGUGAUGGCUGCGCCAGAGUACCAAGAUUUGAUCCAGAUGGAAGAUGAUGUUGUGUUCACCAUACACUGCAAAAUAUUCCCAAUGGCAGCAGGCAUCUCGUCCACGUGGCUCUUCUUUGGGACGCAGCGUCCGCUGCAGGCGCGCUGAGUCUGGUCUCACAGAAUUGCCCGCUGCAAAGCCAGCGUGGCUAGAUUCAGGCAUAGAGCAUCGAAAGCAUGCGACCCGGUCUUUUUGGCCCAGAUUGGCCUACUCCGAUGGGAG
Messenger RNA from Effrenium voratum, 2438 nucleotides. NCBI's taxonomy places the organism in Eukaryota, Dinophyceae, Suessiales, Symbiodiniaceae. The record is from the annotation of a GenBank genome assembly.